CCCUCACAUUUAUUUUGGGGGAAAACGUCACCUGAUUGGAAACUUUCCUCAACAAAUCACAAAGCGCCGAGAUCUGCCCUCUGCUAUAGGAUCGCCAAUGAGAAGGGCCUCCUUCACCUCCUCCAUCCUUUCUAGGACCCUCUCCACCGUUCACGACGGAGGAACAGUCAACCUACACCCUCGUCUCCUCCGGGUGGCGCUCUUUAGCAGCAGCAGAACCGACAAUUCCAAUUCUCGCCGCCAUUGGUUCUCUCCGCUUCUCAAUUCCUUUUCGAAAACCUCUGGUCAAGCCGUCUCUCUCGGCCUUGUCGGCGUUGUCGCCUCUGUGGCCUCUGCUGCUUCGGUCUACGCCAAGGAGCCGCCACCAGCUGAAAUCAUCCCAAAGGACGUUGUUCUUUAUCAGUAUGAGGCCUGCCCAUUUUGUAAUAAAGUUAAAGCAUUCUUGGACUACUAUGAUAUACCAUACAAGGUGGUGGAAGUCAAUCCCAUUAGUAAGAAAGAGAUCAAGUGGUCUGAUUACAAGAAGGUGCCUAUUCUGAUGGUUGAUGGUCAACAGCUGGUGGACUCAUCAGCUAUUAUUGACCAAUUGAGUGAAAAGAUCCUUCCUGGAAAAGCAAUUAUUUCAGUUGCUGAUGAAGAUGAAGAAACAAAGUGGCGUAGGUGGGUUGACAACCACUUGGUGCAUGUCUUAUCUCCAAACAUAUACCGCAACACGUCUGAGGCUCUUGAAUCUUUCGACUACAUCACUAGCAAUGGUAACUUCAGUUUCACUGAGAAGAUAACAGUGAAAUAUGCUGGAGCUGCAGCUAUGUAUUUUGUGUCCAAGAAUCUAAAGAAGAAAUAUAACAUCACUGAUGAGCGUGCUGCCUUGUAUGAAGCAACAGAAACAUGGGUGGAUGCUCUAAAUGGGCGAAAUUUUCUUGGGGGAUCCAAGCCUAAUCUAGCUGACCUUGCUGUCUUUGGGGUGCUAAGACCGAUACGUUACCUGAGAUCUGGUAGAGAUAUGGUGGAACACACUCGAAUUGGAGAGUGGUACUCUAGAAUGGAGAAAGUAGUUGGGGAGUCAUCAAGGAUCAAGGCUUAAACCAUAUGCUCUUGGCAAGGUCUGUUCCCAGCAUCAAUUGGCAACACCUACAUCUUAAAUAGAAAACAAAAUGGUUUCCUAAUAACAGUUUUGGUUUAUUAAACAAUUUUUUUUCCAUACCAUAAGUUGACGGGCAAUUCUGUUAUUGUAAUUCAUAUUUGAAUGUUGAAAUUGGAAUUAUUUCUGUAGGUAGGUUUUGUAAGCAAUUCUAGGGAAUGAGGAUGCUUCACAGAUGGAUUGUAUUAUUUUGACAUGAUUUUAUACCUUGCAAUGGUCUCGUAAUAAAUUCAUCAAAUUAGGUC
Molecule: messenger RNA, 1386 nt
Organism: Gossypium raimondii (Peruvian cotton)
Lineage: Eukaryota; Viridiplantae; Streptophyta; Magnoliopsida; Malvales; Malvaceae
Exons: 6
Coding region: 98-1084 (328 amino acids)
Cellular component (GO): mitochondrion
Molecular function (GO): prostaglandin-E synthase activity
Source: RefSeq, a predicted model, not a curated record